AUGUCCUUCUUUGAAAAGCACUGGAACCAAAAUCACAAUGGAAAUACUCGUAUCUUCCAUGAAGAUUUUACAGGUGAUUUCUCUGACUCACCAAGUUUACAAAGCGCACAAUUCAAGAUGGAACCAAGAAUUCCUUCAUUGACUUUGGAUAAGGAAAAGAAAAAAGCCUUAUUAAAAGCUGACAAGAGUGAAUCACAUGAUCAUACAACUCACGAUCCAUCAAGAAUCUUUAACCAAUGUUCAUAA
Cavenderia fasciculata is the source of this 246-nucleotide messenger RNA. RefSeq lists its product as uncharacterized. The transcript is spliced from 4 exons. NCBI's taxonomy places the organism in Eukaryota, Evosea, Eumycetozoa, Acytosteliales, Cavenderiaceae. Bases 1 to 246 code for a protein of 81 amino acids. The record is from RefSeq and is a predicted model, not a curated record.